Molecule: messenger RNA, 2130 nt
Organism: Metarhizium album ARSEF 1941
Lineage: Eukaryota; Fungi; Ascomycota; Sordariomycetes; Hypocreales; Clavicipitaceae
Product: VPS9 domain protein
Exons: 3
Coding region: 1-2130 (709 amino acids)
Biological process (GO): vesicle-mediated transport
Cellular component (GO): cytosol; endocytic vesicle
Molecular function (GO): small GTPase binding; guanyl-nucleotide exchange factor activity
Source: RefSeq, a predicted model, not a curated record
AUGUCUUCGCAAAAUUCCAAAGGUUCCGACGCCAUCCGGCAAGGCGUUCCUCGUAUGCCUUCCUACACCGACGCCGCCCCCCGAAACGACAGCCACAGGCCCGGCCUGCCCGAGCGAGCGCAAACGUUCCAUAAUGCCUCAUCACCUGACCAUGACGGCCCUGAUGCAUUCGACACCUCGGAGCACAGUGAAAAUGACGACAAUACGGAGACCGCGCGGGCUUCCAUCGAGCUGGACGUGUUACCAAUUGAGCUGAUAACUUUCACGGACAGCUUCAUUGAGUCACUAGGCGCCAAGGUGCACUCUACGCCUCCAAACAUUGAAAAGCUGUCAAGGUUGUUCCAGGAAUUCUAUGGCCAAGCAUCUUCGCAUAUCGCCACACACAUCAGCGCUCUUGCUACAAAGCAAAGUCGUGACAUCUCACCUUCUCCAUCAAUAUCAUCCAUCUCGUCCGCUGCAAGUCGCCUACGUUCCAAAGCAGCUUCGCCGCGCGCCAAGGAUAAGCCCAAGACGGAAACAGAACGUCAAAUGAUUACAUCCGAAGAGCUCGCGAGUCGAAAAAAAGCGAGGAAAGCAUUAGAGGCAAAGCGAGGCACGUUGGAGGAAGCUGUUGAGCGAAGGCUGUGUGAGGGCAUCUAUCACAAGAUUUACCGCCACCGAACUACACAUGACGAGGCUCAAGACGAGAAGCUUCGGUCCAAAACGGCCGCUUUGGCUUUGGUGGGAAUUACUCCUGUUGAUUUGGGCGUAGACUACGGCGAGGGAGCGGCACGAGAUCCCGAGAUAGCUGCCAAGGUGACGGAGCAGAUGGGACACUCACUCGGGAAAGCACGAGCAGAUUUGGUUCGAAUGAGCGAGGCUAGAUAUCCCUUGGCCAAAACAAAUCACUUGAAAGCCGCGCACAAGAGCAUAGUCGACACACUGGCCGAGGUGCACCCGUCCGCCUCAGCCGACGAAAUAAUGCCAAUGCUGAUAUAUACACUGAUUACACUGCCGCCAGAAAAUCUUCACAUCAUCAGCGACCUUCAUUUUAUUCAGUACUUCCGUUGGGAACCAAAAUUGACUGGCGAGGCCGCGUAUUGCCUAACAAAUCUUGAAGCAGCCAUCAGCUUUCUUCAGACGGUCGACCUGUCUACCCUGCGAGAAGACGAGCUUCCAUCUGGGCCUGCAAAGUCAGACAGUUAUGUUGGCACUUCCAAGACGGAAACCUUCCCACCUGCGUAUGGAAUCACCGCGCCCUCCCAAAGUGCUACCGAGGCCAGCACUGACAAUGUCACGGCCACGAAACCGGCGGCUUCGCCCUCGGGCCUCAAGGCCGCUCAGGUCUUACGAAACAGAAGACUUAGUGACUUGGUCAAUACCCCGGCACAAGCAUUGGGCGCUGCAAGCGGUGCCGUGAUCAGCACAGCGGACCAAGGGCUCAAGACCAUUUCCAACAGUCUGGGCGACAGUUAUUCGUUUCUCCUCGGCAAGUUACGAGAGCGUCAGGAGAGCCCCAAAGAGUCUAUUGUUGUCCCUCGCACCCUGGACGACGCGCGUAAACUUGUCAGCACUCCACCACUGGAUGAGGACGACAACGCUAGCGCCACCAGUUCCACCGCUGGCGGCUCCGAAGAUACAGAACAGUUCAAACGCCCAUCAGCCCGUGAAGAUCGUGUCCUCAGUCUCAUCGGCGGUCGACGAGACACUAGUGUUGAUAGUGUCAGAAGCGGUCAUUCAUCCACCAAAAGAGUCGGCUUCCUGGAGGACUCCAGGACGUCAAACACACCCACCCCGGGAACACCAACAGCUCCCGCCAUGCUCGAAUCCGUCCGUAACUUGGGCAGCUCAUUCAACCCCAUCGGUCGACUUUCCAGCAUUGGCAUGAUUCGCGGUUUCGGGCGCACCACAGCUACGCCUUCUGGCAAGGAUUCCACAGAAGGCGGCGACUUGGCGACUCCCUCGCCAGAGGUUGCAGCCGUACUCCCACCCAAACAAAUUACCGUUCCCAGGAUACCUCCCCCCAACAAGCGCUUCAUGGAAAUCCAAAGUCCCGGGGAACUGAGACUAGGCGAAGUUCGGGAACUGCUCAAAGACUACCGACGAUUGGCUGGCGUUUUAAAGAAUAUGGGCGCUUUUGAUGAGAAAUAG